UUUCGCUAUUGUCAUGAUUGCAGAUUUAAUAGCUGCUGGGGUCUAUGUUGGAUGAGCUAAAUGGAUCAGAGCAGCAAUUCCACCGACAUGUGGACAAGCCAUGGAAGUCCCUGACAUGACAGUGAAGUUCACUCUUCUAGAAUCUUCUGGAAGAGCGCUGGGGCCCAAGUUUUGAGGCCAGGCAGCGAUGAUGUUCACUCCAGGAGCAAGAUUGGAUUUGAGGAACAUAUAUCUCGAUGGACACAAUAACUGGAUUUUUACUAGCUGGAGUAGGCAAUGUGGAUUUGCGGAGAAAGACAAAUUACCUAAUUGUGGACUCAAAAAUAACUGUUAAGCAAAUUGAAGAAGCAUUCAAGGAGUUUACAACAAGAGAAGACGUUGCAAUAGUGAUGAUCAGCCAAUAUGUUGCAAACAUGAUAAAGUUUUUUGUAGAUAGCUACAACAAUCCAAUUCCAACAAUUUUGGAGAUUCCUUCCAAGGACCAUCCUUACGAUCCAACACAUGAUUCUGUUCUUUCAAGAGUGAAGUACUUCUUCUCUGAUUUUCACAUUUUAUGUGUUGUAUGCUUGAAUCACUACUAG
Messenger RNA from Camellia sinensis, 581 nucleotides. Lineage: Eukaryota; Viridiplantae; Streptophyta; Magnoliopsida; Ericales; Theaceae. The record is from RefSeq and is a predicted model, not a curated record.